UCCGCUUUCAUUGGAGCCGGCGUGCAUCGAUGUUGACAAGUAGAACUGUCGGAAGCUGUGAAAUUCAUGGCGUGAUCCGAGGGAUUCAUCUGUCAGAUAAGAGAAGGUGCGCAGAACAGUCAGUCGAAGAAGGUUAAUCACAGCAAGAUGUUCGACGUACAAAUCUGCCGACAGGAUGGCCCCAACGCUGCAUGAAGCCCGCGAGUUCGUCCACCUUGCCCAAGAAACAUGUUUUACCCUCAGAAAGCAGGAGGAGAUCGGUGAAUUGGGCAAGAGUUUCGAGCGACGGCUGAUGAACGGAGGCGAUGACGAUCAUCCCCUCACUCACUGCUAAGGUUCUGAUAGCCGACAUGACUUCUCUUGCGGAGGUGCUAUCCAGCUGGGAUGAUCAUCAGCACAAUGCAGCUAUGAAACGAAGAAAACUGACACCAGAUGUCACUUCAUCUAACAGUAGGAUGCGCCUGGGAAAGUUGUUGGAGAGUUUCAUAUGGAGCUAUGGAUGCGAAUCACGCACGGGAAAGUGACCAUAGCACAAGCAGCCGUGACGCGCCGCUUUUGGCCUGAGCGGGUGCAAAGUAGACGAUUAGAUUCACUACGAUUCGGAGAAAGCAGUUAGCAUAGCAUGGCUCACCCCCCGAAACGCCCCUUGAAAUGGGGGUCCCUAUCCUCUGAUCGGCGCAGGAUUGAAGGCCCAGAGCUGCCAAGACCGUGUCGACACGCUCAGCAACCGCUCGACGUCCGAGAAGAGGUAAACUAAGCCGAGCAGAUGAGCAAGACAGGAUCAAGCCGAGGCCUGUUCGAUAGACGUACUGCAGCCUCAAAGCAUAUGUGACACUCUCGCGGACCGUUAGCACGCCUAGCAACGCGUCCUCCUGCUCGACGAAGGUCGACAUCUUUUGCAUUUUCGUGGCACUCAGCGGCUCCCCGUUGAGACUGAUCUGUCGACGAUGGAUAUCAACCUGCUGCGCGGGAGGGGAACUACCGGCGACUUCACGAACCGACGCGCCCUCAAGAGCGGGCUUGCGGAAUGCCAUUAGGUCAAGCAGUGUACUCUUCCCUGCAGUGCUUCAGCGACACGCGACAUAUCCUUGAAAUAAGGCGAACUCACCAGCACCAGAUGGGCCCUGAUUGGCGCCACCGUCAGUUCCGAUAAUGGACUAGCAGCAGCAGUAGCAGAACGCCGUGAGUGCACGCACCAUGACAGCCAGGAGCUCUCCCGCUCGCACAGAGACCGACACAUCCUCGACCAAAAAGCGCGACUCCCGGCCCUUCACGCCCACCUGGAAGCUCAGAUGCCGGAAGUCCAGGCGCGAUGAGCCCGAGUUGGGCAGAUGGGUGAGGCUCUCCGCGCGGCGCGCGGCGGACUUUUCGUGGAGGGAAGUCGUGGAGGUGUUCGACAUGGGCAUGGCGGACGCGGAAGAGGGGUUGGGAGAACGAAGUUGAGAUCACGGCACGGCGACAGGGAUUCAGAGCGGUAUUUAAAGCAUGAUUGACAUCCGAUGUGCCUUAACCUAUUGUAGACAUUCUAUGCCAAAUUGCCAUUCGAACUGGGCGGUAAAUUGAUAACUCGCUUGAGAGCGAAGGAAGUAGCUCGUUCCGUGUCGGAGAUGAGAUGUCAUGGGCAGUGGCUAUGGUCUAGGCCUCGACGUCACGUGGAAUCGCGACUCAGGCAUGUCAUCAGGAUGACCAUCUCCCGACUACGAGGAUUGUGACUGUGACUAUCAUUGUCACGUAUGCUUUUCUUGUACCCUUGCGACUGUGCCCCUGCGUCGCUCGUGUUGCUCCCGUCGAGCUUCUACCGCGUGCGCCUCAAUCACAACGCAAUGAAAAUCACAACUCUCGCUUGUGUACUCCGGAUUGGGCCGUGGAAAGACACCUGACAACCCAUUCUAAUCUCACUACGCGCCUCCAAUGCCGACAGAUGCUGUCGUGUUCGUCAGUUUUGGCACACUUAGCGAGUUGAAUUGCAACGCUAGCCGUAACUUGCAGUGCUCCUAUCCUUAUCCGCACACCGACGCAUCCUACAAUCCGUCAUAUAAUCUGCGCGACCAUUGAAAAGCCGGACCUGACGAGUCACAGCUGUGUGCAGAAACACGCCACUUAGGGCUCGCGCCAGAUUUCAUCCACAGCCAUCUUAAUAUCCCAAAUCGCAUGAACCCUUUUUUUCCGGUUCUUUCGACGAUUUCCUUAUAUGCACUUCCCCUUGUCUCGCGUACACGAAAUCACACUCACCUCGGGUCGAUGAAUGGGGCUGUGACUCGGAUGUGGCUGGACCUUGGAGGGUGCAGCAUUGUUCUGUGCUUGCACGAGCCCUCUAUAUAUGUGAAUCCGGUCGGUGCGAUCUUCCGAGCCGCACCCACCCAGCACCCACUGUAUCCCUAUUCUCCCCGUCGUCGCGGCGGGCGUCUAAACCAGAAAACCCCAUAUUCACCACCAUGUCCUUCAUGCUCCCCGUCCUCUCUUUCGUCUGUGCCGGCCUCCUCGCUGUAUUUCUAGUUUCCCUUCUCCGUCAACCGACGAUCAACACCGCCAACGUCGCUCUUGUCCUCUGGCUACUAUUCGGCAACAUCGUGCACGCAGUCAACGCUAUCGUAUGGGCCCAUGGGACGGAUGUGAAUUUGCUCCCCGUUUGGUGUGAUAUCGUCACGAAACUGCUCCUCGGGGUGAAUGUCGCCGUCCCUGGGGUCUGUCUGUGCUCUGCGCGGUACCUCGAGCUGCUCUCUUCAAAGCGUCGGAUCUUUCCCAAUUCGUAUUCGCAGCGGCUGCACACCCUUUUCGACAUUGCGUUGUGUUACGUCCUUCCGAUCCUUUAUCUCGCUCUUCACUUUGCCGUACAGGACUACCGAUACGACCUCGUCCAGGGCCUGGGCUGCUCUGCUUCUAUCUUCAGGUCGAUUCCCACUGUAUUGCUCAUGAUUCUUCCCCCGCUUCUGUUGUGUAUGAUAUCUCUCGUUCUAUGCGCUUUCGCCGUCUACCGCUUGGCAUCCAUGUCCAAGCCUCGAUUCUCAGAGCAUAUCAGCUCUCGAACAGCCAUCUCUUACUCGAUGUUCAUUCGGCGGCUGAUCAAAUCGGCGUUGCUGACCCUCUGCGUCACGGCAGUGACUUGUCUGCCGCUUGUUGGACCGAUGCCAUACUCGUUAUCUCAGUUUUCUCAAUCGCUCGGAGAUGUGUCGGUUGUGACUCAGCGAUGGCAAGUCCGUGUGGUGGAGUUAGUGUGGUGGUCGAUCCCAGCGAUGUCGAUAGUCUAUCUGCUCCUGUCUGUCCUCUUGGGAGACGGUUAUGCCCAAGUCGUCAGCUGGUUACGUCUGAAAACAGGGUCUUCGAAUGGCACGGUCCCGAGGAGCCCCGUUUUAGCGCUGCCCAUGACCUCACCUCCUACUCCAGUCUCCAUCCAGCUCCGUUCCGGCUGGGACGGAAUGCUGGAUCUGGAAUGCGGCCGUCCCAAACAGCCAGGAAUGACCCUUGCUCGACUGUCAGUCCUUCUCCCGACUCAGCGCAAGUCUGUAUCGGAGGCAGAGUCUUCCGACUCCUCGUCGGAUGGGAUGCUUUCCCGUAGCUCCAGCAAAGCGAGUCUGCCCCCGAUCAAUACUCGGAGUCUGGCUCGUUCUCCGUCGUCGUCGGCUGUGUCAUCGCCGGAAGACGAGGCUUUUCUGCAAGCGACGUUGACUUAUCUGGCCUCGCCUGUCGCUCAGCGGAGAGGAACGCCCACUCCGCUCUUGUCCACUCCUGUCCUCUCCCCCAACCCAAGUCUUAGCCCUGACCCACGGAGUCCGGUCACACCUCGGUCUCGGCCGACGACGCCACUUCAUCCGCUAACCAACGAUCUCGAGCAGCUGCCUCUCAAGCCCCGCCAUGUUGAGCAGCUGAAACCCAAGCCGCAGCAGUCGAUUCCAGAGGACACUGCGUCGACAUGUUCCUCGAUCUGGGAUGCGCCUUGGCCAUUGCCACCACUUCUUGCACCACCGCCAGCCGUUCCUCCGCUGCGACUGAAAUCGGAUUUGAAGCGCCCGAUGGUGAAGCGCUCGCCGUCGAUCUACUCGCACGCUGUGUCUCGCGCGCAUUCCCCGACAUCGUCUGUGUCCACCAUCGUUCCCAGUGCUUACGCGCCCUCGCUGUACAUUCCGGUUCUGGGCGAAUCGACCACACCGCCUUUCGAGGGAUCCGGUUCUGCUAUCGGAAGCGGUUGUCCCAAGCGUGCAGCUCGGGGCGAGACGGUCUUUAUCACCAGGACGGUCGAGGCUAUCUAGUCGACGUCAUUAUUAUUUGAUUUACCAGAUGCGUUCGUCCUCAUCCUACUCACCUUUAAUAUCCCCUAUAUACGUACACCCUGUAGCAUACUUGCGAUCUACGGCAACUUUCGUGCUGUACUCGACCCUCCACUUGUAUCAUAUCUAUGUUCUCUCCAUGCAAUCUAAUCAGGUUCCAUGGAACAAAUCCAUCAAUGACUGAUUCCGCAAAUGCUCCCGAACCCGCGGCAUCUUUUCAUUUUUGGAAGUGAUCGAUCGAGGUAACAAUGGGCUUUGGAGAACAAAAAGAGUUGGCGGCAUAUAACCACGACGGUCUAUGAGAUUGCAAGUUCGUCUGUUCCCAGACUCACCGUCUCCCCUACUCUCCCCAUCUUCAACCUGUGAAGGAAGAUCUCGCCGUACGCUAUCAGAAGUCGCACACAGACGAUUAUCGACCCACAGAGAUCACCCGGGCAUCGUGUGAGAGCCGGGCUACCGACACUAUGCACCUUGCGUGACUACUCGCUACUCGAACCACACUCCCUGUAGCACGAAGCCAAACCCUAUUCCGCCACGCGCCUUGUACUUUGCACACCAGCCGCUCGGCCGGUAUUCCGCGCGUUGUGCCCGAUAUAGCCGCGACCUUGUCCCGCCACAUCAUCCAUCAGUGCAUGCAUCACCUGCCCCCGGAGGCUCCUUCCGCAUAAGGCCUCCUCGUCCAAAUCCGGCAACGUGCUUGUGCUCGGUCCACUGCCCGAUUUGGCAUUCCCCUUGUUCCAACAUCGAGCAAGAUGGAAGGAGGUCGUUUAGCGAGGACAAGGAAAUGGCUCUACCGGGACAUGGGGCAAAUACGCGUAGUUUUUAUAAGACAUGCGGGGCCUGCCUUGGGAAAGUCGAUUACCAUCCGCUCAUCCCUCCCUCCGCCCUCCGCCUCGCCGCCGCCGCCGCCGCCGCCGCCAUGUACUACUACCAAGGGCCUCCGACAUGGGUUUUCUCCGCCUUCUCCUUGACGGCGUGCAUCAUGAACCUGAUUCCCCUUCCGUGGCACUUGGAAGCCUGGAACGUCGGGACGUGCUUGUUCAUGAUAUGGACCGCCAUCGCCAACAUGAUCUUCUUCAUCAACUCGAUCAUCUGGAGAGGGAACGUGCAUAACUCGGCGCCGGUCUGGUGCGAUAUCGUGACGCAUUUCAUGGUUGGCUUCAACACGGCGGUGCCUGCCUGCUGUCUCUGCAUCAGCCGGCGUCUGUACAGCAUCGCGUCGGUGAAGUCGGUCACGAAGACCAAGUCGGAUCAGCGCAGGGCGAUCUUGGGUGACCUGGCUAUCGGUCUCGGAAUUCCGAUCUUGUCCAUUCCCCUUCAAUAUGUGGUGCAAGGUCACCGCUACGACAUCCUGGAAGAUGUCGGGUGCCUGAGCGAGACGUACGAGACCCCGGUUGCAAUUGUGCUCUACAACCUCCCCCCGCUCCUGAUCGGUUGUGUGUCCGCGGUCUACUGCACUCUUGCGAUCCGCGCCUUCCACCACUGCCGCCUCCAGUUCAAGGAGCUUUUGUCGUCCAGCAACAACCUGAAUGCGAACCGAUACCUCCGGCUCAUGUGCCUCGCCGGCACGGACCUCGUCCUGACGAUCCCCCUCACCGUCUUCGUGCUCGUCGCCAACAGCCGCGUGGGCAUCCAGCCGUGGAUCAGCUGGGCGGACACGCACUCCAACUUUUCACGUGUGCGGGAGGUCCCUGGAAUCUUCUGGCGGUCGGACCCGUGGAACGUCGCGAGCAUCGAGCUGCUUCGCUGGUCCACAGUCGGCGCCGGCUUCAUCUUCUUCGCGUUCUUCGGCUUCGCAGACGAGGCGCGGAAGCACUACCGUCUUGCCCUCCAAAGUGUUGCGAAGCGCGUCGGAAUCUCGACGUUGGGAACGGGUACGCUCUCGUCCAAUGGAACGAGCAAGGGCCAGAGCAGCUACAGUCGCGGCGCCCUGCCCGUCUUCGUCAAGAAGCAGGUCUCGCGCAAGCGCGACUCGCUCGAUUCGUUCUCGGACACGAUGGACCUCGAUGGCUCGCUCGGUGCGCUCACCUACGACGGCUCGAAGGUCAGCGCCAAGUCGUUCGGCGAUCUGUCGACCGAGAAGUCGUUCGGCGCUAUCUCGUUCGGGGAUGUCGGGGGCUUGCUCUCCGAAAAGAAAGGGGACGAUUUCCUCGAGAGUCCCAUUUCGUACUCCGGCUCGUCCUCCUCUGGAAGCGAGCACGGCGGUCUCUCCCGGCCGCUGACCCCCAUUUCGGACGACGCGGACGACAUCGAGGUGUCGUCCCUGCACCGGGCGUCGAUGUACGUCUUGCCGGCCAUACCGUCGGCAGCGCGCACCCACGUGUCCCGGACGUCGGAUGUCGUCGAUCCUGCGAACGCGGUGUAGAUUCAAUGGACGUUCUACCCCGUUUCGCUCUUCUUCGUGAAGAUACUGUAGCAUUAGCCCCCGUACAUAUGAACAUCCAUCCACUCACCCAUCGCUUCUACUUUAUCCCUCAUUAUACCAACCCUGCCUUCCUUUGUAUCACUAGUAGACACAUGUUUCAAUAUGAUCGCGAUGCCUCCGAGAUUUGCCCAGUGAGUUGUGGCCUGGUGGACGGGUGACACAGGCUUGAGUCAG
This is a messenger RNA of Mycena citricolor, 6864 nucleotides long. Lineage: Eukaryota; Fungi; Basidiomycota; Agaricomycetes; Agaricales; Mycenaceae. The record is from the annotation of a GenBank genome assembly.